Mycena citricolor is the source of this 1644-nucleotide messenger RNA. The record is from the annotation of a GenBank genome assembly. NCBI's taxonomy places the organism in Eukaryota, Fungi, Basidiomycota, Agaricomycetes, Agaricales, Mycenaceae.
GAAUCUGACCAUUCGCAGGCGUCAAGGUAUUCGGAAUGAGCGUCAUCCAAACGACUAUCAGCCCUCAUGACCAGAAACCCGUUGUCGAGCGCACGUAUCCAUCUUCGGCCGCACUCGACGCUAUAAUUCAGCGCGCAUCCGCUGCUCAACAGCAAUGGGUCACCGUCCCUGUCGCACAACGGAUCGCCAUCGCCCAGAAGUUCAUUGACAACUUCAGUCAGACGAGCGAGGGUGUGGCGGCGGAGCUGGCUCAGCAAAUGGGACGCCCGAUCUCGCAGGGUGCAGGAGAAGUUCGCGGAUUUCUGGAUCGUGCCAGAUAUAUGUUGUCGAUUGCGGAGUCGUCCCUGGCAGACGUUUCUAUGGAUUCUACAGACAAACCUGGAUUUAAACGAUUUAUCCGUCGCCUGCCACUUGGUGUGGUCCUUGUAAUUGCUCCUUGGAACUUUCCGUAUCUCACAUCGGUCAAUUCGGUCCUCCCCGCCCUCCUUGCCGGCAACGCGGUACUGCUGAAGCCUUCGCCCCAAACUCCUUCGAGCGCAGAACGCUUCGCUACGAGUUUGAUCAGUGCAGGUUUCCCUCAAGAUCUUGUUGCCGCGGUGCAUCUUUCACCGGAGUUGACAAUACAUGCUAUACAGCAUCCCCUAAUCGAUUUCGUGUCCUUCACAGGGAGUGUCGUUGGGGGUCGUGCGGUUGAGAAAGCGGCUGUCGAGGCACCCGGAUUCAAAGGUGUUGCUCUAGAGGUGAGUCUAAUACUCACGUUCCACCCGUCUCCGACUCAUCGCUCGGUAGCUCGGUGGGAAAGACCCUGCUUACGUCCGCGCGGACGCGGAUCUCGAUUAUACUGUCGGAGAGGUCGUUGACGGAGCUAUGUUCAACUCCGGACAAAGUUGCUGUGCCGUGGAGCGUGUAUAUGUCCACGAGUCCAUUUAUGAUGAAUUCGUGUCUCGAUUCGUUGAGAUGGUGAAAGGGUAUAAGCUUGGUGAUCCUAGCAAGCCCGAGACGAACCUUGGUCCAGUGGUCAGCGUCGCCAGCGCAACGAGGAUUCGCAAGCAGGUUCGGAUGCGGUCGCCGCUGGUGCGAAGGCCCUCGUUCCCGAGGAACUAUUCCCCAUCGCGAAACCUGGUACAGCCUACGUCGCACCGCAGGUCCUGGUGGAUGUCAACCACACUAUGGAUGUCAUGAUGGAGGAGACCUUUGGACCCAUUGUCGGCAUCCAGAAGGUUUCAUCAGAUGAAGAGGCGGUCAAAUUGAUGAACGAUUCGCCUUACGGAUUGACCGCCUCGAUCUGGACCAACGCUGCCGCUGAUCCAGCCUCAGAAGAAGCGUUCUUGGCGCUGGAAGAGAAAGUGCAGGCUGGCACGGUCUUCUUGAAUCGCUGCGACUUUUUAGAUCCAGCACUGAGCUGGACUGGGGUCAAGGACAGCGGUCGUGGCAUCAGUUUAAGUAAAUUUGGCUAUGAUCAACUGACCCGUGCGAAGAGCGUUCAUAUGAAGAUCAAGACCGCUUGAGGCCUAAAAUGCUUUAAUAACAUUAGUGUGCUCGUCAGCGACUCAGCUGAAACAUCCGGGCUUCAAUUCAAGGCGUAAGCCAUUUUAUAUAAUUUGUUUUCGGAGAAGAUGAACCAGAGGAACCAUUGCAAUCUGA